UCAAAGAUAUAUCUUCGUUAGACCUACGAAAGUACAAUAGUACAUAUUGGCCGAAGACUCUUGUUUGCGCUAGUUUGAUCAUAGCCAUUUAAACGACGUCAACGAUGGAAAGGAUGCUGGUUCACGAUUUUAUAAUAUGAUACAGCCACGACUGAAAGAUAUUUACGAAGUUGAAAUGGGAAAUUUGCAUCGAUCACACAUUACGUUUCAAUGAAAAUUGCGAAUCGGUUGUAGUUGUGUAUGAUCUGAAUGAUAAGGGAGUCGAAGUAUGAUUUAGGAAGUAAAAUAAAGGAGAACAUGUUAUAAAUGCACAACGUGAGAAAUAAACCAUGCAAGUCAUACAAAUAGGAAUAUUAUUAACUGUUGUGUUUCUGAAGUGUGUUUCUGGGGAUGGUUUCCAUUCUACACUUGGACACCUCAAGGCACGAGCAAGUCCUCAGAUUCAGGCACAAUCUGCAGUCGGGGUUAUCGAACGCCUUUUAAAAAAUAAAACCAGACUGUUUCAAGUGACAGUUGAUCCCAAGUUGGGGCCUGUCGGGAAGGACACUUUUAAGAUUUUGAAAGAAGAGGGAACGGACAAGGUGAACAUUGUGGGUACAAGUGGGGUGGCUGCAGUGUGGGGGUUCCACCACUAUUUGAAAUACUACUGCUUCAGCCAUGUGUCAUGGGAUUCUGACCAACUUUCUCUUCCUGAGGAACUACCAUCAGUCAAUAUUAUUGUCACAUCAGCUGAUAGGUUCAGAUAUUACCAGAAUGUGUGUACCACAAGCUACAGCUUUGUGUGGUGGGACUGGCCCCGCUGGGAAAGGGAGGUAGACUGGAUGGCCCUCAAUGGGAUCAAUCUGGCCCUGGCAUUCACUGGGCAGGAGGCGAUCUGGCAGCGUGUGUACAGUGAGCUGAACCUCACACAGGAAGACGUGAAUGAACACUUCAGUGGCCCUGCCUUUCUGUCAUGGUUGCGGAUGGGCAAUAUGCGAGGUUUUGGUGGCCCGCUCCCUGAUUCAUGGCACGCCAAGUCACUGUCCUUGCAGCACAGAAUCCUCGCACGCAUGAGAGAAUUGGGAAUUGUACCUGUUCUGCCUGCUUUUGCGGGACAUGUACCACGGGCAUUUAAACGUUUAUACCCAGACACUCCGAUGACCCGUAUGGCAGACUGGAACCGUUUCCCAGAUGAAUUUUGCUGUCCAUUUGUUCUUGAGCCCACCGACCCAUUGUUCAGGAGAGUUGGAAAUAUGUUUAUCUCUGAACUGGUUGCAGAGUUUGGUACAGACCAUAUUUAUAACUGUGACCCAUUCAAUGAAAUGACACCUCACACAUCAAAUGUGACAUACUUCUCUCAAAUUAGCAGCGCCAUCCUGACAGCUAUCACUGAUGUGGACCCUGAUGCUGUGUGGUUGAAGCAGAACUGGGGGUUUGUUCAUGAUAUGAUAUUCUGGACCACAGACAAGGUUAAAGCAUUCUUAACAGCGGUUCCACCUGGCCGAAUGAUUGUUCUGGACUUGCAGUCAGAGUUGAACCCACAGUACAGGAGACUGCACUCUUACUAUGGACAACCAUUUAUUUGGUGCAUGCUGCACAACUUUGGAGGCACUCUUGGUCUCUAUGGAUCUGUCGGAAAUGUCAAUACUGGUGUGUUUGAUGGUCGAGGUUUGGAGAAUGGUACAAUGGUAGGCACUGGGCUGACCCCUGAAGGCAUCAAUCAGAACUAUGUGAUGUAUGAUCUGAUGAAUGAAAUGGCAUGGAGGACAGAGCCAGUGAACCUAUCCGAGUGGUUUUCUGCUUAUGCCAGGAGAAGAUACGGGGCAGUAGACACACAUGCAGACAAUGCUUGGCAGCUGCUGAAGUCCGGUGUGUACAGUUUCACUGGGAUGAGGAAAGUACGAGGGAAGUAUGUUAUCUGUCGUCGACCCAGCCUUCAACUUCGUCAAUGGGUAUGGUACAAUACAACAGAACUGGCAACUGCCUGGGAUGAACUGCUGAGUGCUUCACCUCAGCUUCAUGGUGCCGCAAACUAUCAACAUGAUCUAGUUGACGUAACUCGACAGGCCUUGCAGGUGCUUGGUGGUGAUCUCUACAACAUCAUAAUGUCUGCUUUCAGGCAGGGAAAUGUCUCAGGCUUCCAGCAGAGUGCUAAGCUGUUUCUGAACCUGUUGGCAGACCUGAAUGUGUUGCUAGGUUCAAAUAAGGACUUUCUCCUGGGACGAUGGCUGAAGGCUGCAAAAGCUCUCGGCACUACUGCACAAGAGAAGCAGUUAUAUGAGUACAACGCUCGUAACCAGAUCACACUGUGGGGCCCCCGUGGUGAGAUCGUUGACUACGCCAAUAAACAGUGGGCAGGUGUGGUGUCCCACUACUUCCUGCCUCGUUGGAAUCUGUUCCUCAACGCUCUCAACACUUCUCUAGUCACUGGCACUCCCUUCGACCAAGCACGCACUACUCAAUGGAUUUUCACAGAGGUGGAGGAGUUGUUUGUUCUUGACACUACAACAUUCCCAACAAGCCCAGAAGGUGACAGCAUCGCAAUAGCCAUGGAUAUUCAUGCUCGCUGGCGUAAUCACUUUGUCACACAGCGAUCACAGCGCAGGUUCCGACAUCGUGGAAGAUCUUCACUCACUGUAUCACCUUCCCAAUCCCUUGUCUUCAGCUUCACUGCAGAAGUGUCAUAAUGUACAUUGAAGUACUGCACAUCCAAGAAGCAAGUUUCCAAAUGCUAUAUUGUGUGGCCACAAAUAGUAAUGUCUGUUCCUGUGUUGGAGGUUUGGGUCUUGCCACAUUCAGUACAGAUUUGACCGCAUGUAUUCCCUUUCCUUCACCUCUGCAGAAGAUGUUCUGCAAUACCCUGAAAGUCAUCAAAAUUUCAGUGCAAAAUUGUUAAAAGUGGACUUCAUCAGAAAUAUUUGACAUCAAUAAUUUGUAAACUUCUGGAAAGACAGAUACAUUUAUACUAAGAUACUGAACUGAAUAACUGAAUAACAGUAUGCACUAAUUGGUGCUGUCAUCUAGAGGAAAUGUUCUCAGGAAGUUUGCUUUUGAAAAGAGAACCAAGGAACUCCACAGAGCUGAGUCCUUAUUGAGAAAACAAUAGUUGCUCAGCUACUCAAGAAUUUCUCAACAUUUUAUGGAACCUGAAGGUUCAUUACCAUGUUUACUAGAGCCC
Cryptotermes secundus is the source of this 3157-nucleotide messenger RNA. It is a transcript of the gene Naglu, whose product is annotated as alpha-N-acetylglucosaminidase. The record is from RefSeq and is a predicted model, not a curated record. The coding region runs from base 330 to 2666 and encodes 778 amino acids. The transcript has 18 exons. Lineage: Eukaryota; Metazoa; Arthropoda; Insecta; Blattodea; Kalotermitidae.